Pseudocercospora fijiensis CIRAD86 is the source of this 855-nucleotide messenger RNA. RefSeq lists its product as uncharacterized. The record is from RefSeq and is a predicted model, not a curated record. The coding region runs from base 1 to 855 and encodes 284 amino acids. NCBI's taxonomy places the organism in Eukaryota, Fungi, Ascomycota, Dothideomycetes, Mycosphaerellales, Mycosphaerellaceae. The transcript has a single exon.
AUGGCAUUAAACGCGAUUCCACCAGAGGUGCAGAGCAUCAUCUGCGACCAUCUCUUCGCAGACACGAGCGACGAUGCGCUCGAAAUCCUGACUCGACGCGUCCCAGCCCACGUCGAAAUCAGAACCGUAUGCCAUGAGCUGUACGAAGCAUCCAAAUUCUCGUACAAAACGGCAGAAGAAAAAGCGGCGAUGCAGCGGCAAAACAUCCUCAACGACAUGAAAUCCAGAUACGACUCGAUCGCACCUCGCGUGCCAGUCGUCACAACCCACAACCUCUGUCUCCUCGCAGCCUCACUCAACAACAACUUCUGCCAACACGCCUGCGCCAAGCAAGGCUGUUACAUGUGCAAAGAUCCAGCCCACCGUCGCUGCUUCGAGUGCGGCCGCAAUCUCGCCGUAGCUCUGUGGUGCAAAAUGCCGAAAGAAGCGAGAAAUCCCGACGAUCAAAACGAGCGACCUGUGCCCAAACUCACAGAUUUCAAAGCCAAAAGUUCUGGCAAUACCAUUACGACGCCGACCGGGAGCCUCAUCGCCGGACUACAAGGCUGGAAACCAGCUGGGGAUCAAUUCGGUCGUAUGCCGUGGGCUUUUCAAUGGUGGUCGUCUCAUUACCUCAUCCAGACGGCCAUUGAUCUUCGCUGCAAUAUUCGGCGAUUCGCUGUUAAGAGGUACAGGGCUGGAACGUCGAGAGAUGACUUGGAUGAGUUCAGUAUUGCAGAUAUGGAAGCUGGCGAUCGAAGGAUGACGAAGUAUGAGGGUAUUCGGAAGCAUUUUGGGCCCAUCCCUUGGAGGGCAGAGUAUGAGAGGAGAGGAAGGAUCGAGGCGGAGGAGAACGGCUUGGCGGGCAGAGAAUGA